AUUUUGAGAGAGGACAUCCCAUCUUCAGCAGCAGAACCAUAGAGCCCAAAGACACCGUCCCCUUUAGAAACCCUAAUCUUGGCGUGGCCUCUGAAAGGCAGAUACUGGAGGCUCUAAAUGAGGACCCACCAGUGGAAAUCCCACCUCCUGACCCCUAUGAAGUUGCCAUUGAGGUUGAGGCACAAGUCGGCCCCCGCUCUCCGAGUCCUACUCCUUUUAAAAUAGCGGAAUCGCUGGCGUCAACUGGACGAAAAGGUUUCAGCAGUUCAUAUGGCCGGGGAAACCCUUCUCACGUCCCUUCCCAUCAGCAGUCAGGACGUUUUGAUUCCUCAAGGCAAGGCAAGACUCUGCAAUCUCGCUCUUCUUCUCCCUCCCAUGGAAACUUACCCUUCAGACGCAGCGAGUCAACUGCUUCCCUUAGCAAGCAUAACUUUGAUGGUGGAGGGUGGUCUCGAGGGAUGGAGCCAGAAUCCAGAAACUCCUUGCAAAGCACACAGGGGCGACGUGUUGAGUCAGGAACUCUGCCAAGAAACUUUAAAUCGUUAUCCAGUUCCCAGCCCAGAACCAUGUCUGAUUUUAGGAGUGCCUUGAGGAAAACAGAAGUAAGUGGGUCUUUGAGUGGUCGCGGUCGUGACAGCAGAAGCUCAUCUCCCACAAGGAGGGACUAUAAUCCUCCAGGCCAAAUGUCUCUUCGCAAAACUGAAAUCUCCAGCAGUUCAUCUAAUCUACGUUUUCUGGACAGUCGUAAUUUGUCUCCGCCUAGGAGAACUUCUACUAGUCUGCGUGACAGUCACAGUUGCUCACCGCCAAGGAGAAACUACAGCUCGUCUAGCCAAUCCCUCCUUCGUAAAUCUGAAUCAAUUAUGUCUCUAAGUGGACAUAGUCACCAUGGACGCUGUGGCUCCCCCAUAAGAGAAGGCUACGAUAUUGAAAGCCAGGCUCUGCUACGAAACCCAACAGCUAGGAAUGGAGUAAAAGACCAAGAAUAUGAAAGCCCAACUGCGUCUCCAUCCAGACGAGGUUAUGACACAAGUAAAUCUGUGCUCCGUAAGACUGAAUCCAGCCUUGUCAUUGACAGCCGUUCUCUUGGAAGGAGAGGCUAUGAAACCCCUACACAGUAUCAACUUAGGAAAACAGACACCAGUGGAUCAUUACAUAGCCAUAGUCAUGAAAGUCGUAACUCCUCUCCUUCCAGGAAAAGCUAUGAAGCUCCUUCUCAGUCUCUGCUCCGCAAGUCUGAAAUAAACAGUUCUGUUAGAAGUCCUGAUAGCCACAGUUUGUUGCCGUCAAGGAAAAGCUAUGAUUAUUCUGAACAGCGGUCACCGCGGAAAACAGAAACAAGCAGCUGCCUUUACAACAAGAAUCACAUCAGCCGUAACUCUUCUCCCUCUAGAAAAGGCAACAGUGACCAGCCAGGCUGUUCAAUCCUCAGAAAUGCUACUAAUGGAGAUUCCAGCCAUCCCUUUCAGAGAAAAAACACUUACCACAACUCAAAAUCGGAUUCCAGUCGCUCACAAUACUCCUACAGGGAAUCUACUCAUUCCCCCCGCAGCUCCUCAUUAUCCCGUGCUGCUUCACCCUCUAGACACACCGCACAUGGCAGCAGAACUGCUUUUGUCACUUUAGAAACACCCAGGACCCCCAGCAGCAAUAGAUCUGAUGUUGGUAGACAUGUUCAUGAGGAUCGCUGCCCCUCCCCUAAUGACCACAACUCGAAAUCUGACUCCAGUCGCUCACCAUUCUCCUACCGGGAACCAUCUCAACCCCUCCGCAACUCCUCAUUAUCUCGUUCUUCUUCACCUUCUAGACAGACCACAAAUGGCAGCAAAACAGCUUUUGUCACCUUGGAAACACCCAGGAGCCCCGGCAGCAUCAGAUCUGGGGCUGGUAGAUAUGUUCAUGAGGAUCGCUGCCCCUCCGUUAAUGACAAGAGGCCCUCCCAACGUGCACGGAGCCCUUCUCCUUCACCUCAGAUUCAGUUGCGGAGGCACACCUCAUCCCAGAGUUCCAUGGAGUCUUUAGAGUCGGGACAACUGUCGGUGGGGUCCACAGGGCGGAACAAGGAGGAGUAUGCCAUGAUGGCCGACGUGCCAAAGGUCAAAAUGAUCCAUCAGAGAGAAGGGCCGGGCCACAUGGGGCGGCCCCAGAACCAGCAGCCCUCUCGGAGACAGGAGCUCUUUAAACCAGCCAGCCACUCCCUGAGUAAGCAUCCCUCCAGAGAGUGGGAAGAUACAGGGGACACUGAGAGAGACUUGCACUAUGGAGGCGGCGGGUAUCUAUCUCGAGCUCACUCCUCCAACUCAUUGCAGAGGUCUGGCAGUCCCACAGCGGAUGACGGCAGUUCAUGGAAAGGUAACCAGCACAGAUCCGAACAAAUGCAGCCGGACCUCCUAAACUUCAAAAAGGGAUGGAUGUCCAAACUGAGCGAGAGUGGAGAGUGGAAGAAGCAUUGGUUUGUUUUGACUGAUGCUGGACUGAAGUACUACAGAGACUCAAGUGCAGAGGAGAAAGAUGACUUAGACGGGGAGAUUGACCUAAAAUCCUGUGUGAAGGUGUCUGAGUUUGAUGUGGAGAAGAACUAUGGGUUUCAAAUACAGACGCAGGAGGCCGCAUUCACGCUGUCUGCCAUGACAGCUGGGAUCAGGCGGAAUUGGAUAGAGGUUUUAAAGAAGUCUAUCCGGCCCAGCAGCUCCCCAGACCUCACACAAUUACCUGACAGCAGCAGUGACAAGGAAAACUCCCAUUCUCGCUUUCCACUGUCUUCCCGUCGCCCGUCAUCACGCCUUGGCGACCAUCAGUCAGCAGUUCCGACCUCUGCCCCUCCUGCCCAGCGUAGGUUUGACUAUGUUGAGCUGUCCCCUGUUCCUGCCUCCCCCGGCCCUCUCCCAGCCAGUCAGAGAGAAGCAGGGGAGGGUCAGGGGAGGGAGCACAGCCAAUGGCAGGAGGAGAGGAACACAAGCAGCCAGUGGGAGGCUGUCUUGUCCAGGAAGGGCACUGGCGUGGGAUCGAACCAAAGGCUAUGCCCAGAGGAAGAAAUUGAGAAAAAGUGGGCUGAGUUUGAGCGCAUGCCGUUAAAGGAGAUGAGCUCCUUACCGCCAAUGGGAUCACGGUCUUCCAGCCAGUCAGCCAAUGAGGCGCUGCAGAGGGAGGUGGCGUCACUGAGGCAGCAGCUGGCGCAACUACAGGGAGGAGGGGGAGGGGGAGGAGGCGUGAAAGGUGGCUGUGGCCCUGAGGCCCCCUGCGGCCGCAGCCUGGCAGCCAUGGAACGUGCACAUCGACAGGCCCUGGAGGAGCUGCAGCGGCAGCACGAGCGCCAGCUCAAGGGGCUAGAGUCUGAGAAGGACAGGCUGCUGCUGGAGGAGACCCAGGACACCGCACGAGUAAUGGAGGCUUUGAAGAAGAAACACAAAGAGGAACUGGAGAGAGUCAGAAGGCUGAGCAGUGGGGCGCUAGAUCUACAGACUUUACGAGCCCACCAACAAACAGAAAGUCAGGCCUUGCAGAGAGAGCUGGCUGGACUGUCUGAGCACUACUCUCAGAAGUGUCUGGAGCUGAACCGAGCCGAGCAGAGCAACGCUGAGAGGGAGAGGGAGAUCAGCCGCAAGGAGAGAGAAAUGGAGCAGCUGAGGAAAGAGAACCAGGACUUAAAGGCCCGUUUGAAGGAGGAGAUCAGUCGUAUGCGAUCUGCAGAUCAGGGGUCAGAGGACAACAAAGACGGGACGCCCUGUGAACUCCAGGUUCUUCUCAGGGUGAAAGAAAAUGAGAUAGAGUACUUACACAAGGAGAUCAGCUGCCUAAGGAAUGAACUGCAGUUUCUUAGCACGGAGAAACGGCUGGCCUGUGAGCGAUAUACAGAGAUGCACGAGGAGCUGAGUGUGAUGAAGGGCCGGAGCGAACGAGAGAUCCAGAGUCUAAAGGAGCACUUGAGGCUGGCCAUGGCUGCUCUGCAGGAGGGGCAGAAGCUGGGUAACAGCCUGGACCACUGAGAGUCUGCUGUUGGUACUGAUGCUCUGGCAGACAGUGACAGGUGAGCCUGCACCAUGGUGACUGAAUCAAAGAGGUAUGCAGAAAAGCAGAGGAGAUGGUUGUUGUACAGUUCCGGCUGUGUGGGGACCACGAUAGUGCCUUAGUUUUCAAUCAUUCUGCCAAUGAGCAGUAUAGAGUAGCUAUUAGCUGGUUUCAUUACACUGGGCCACACAUGAUAUAUAAAACUGCACUUUUCAUUUUUUAUUAUAUAGCUUUUGUCUGCUUUUAGUACAAGCAUGUAUGAGUGCCCAUUUGGUCUGAAAACUGGAAUAUCUGUUGAGUGACUUAUUUUUUUUUAUCAGGUAUUGUAGAUAAAGAGUUCAUACUGUAUCAGCUUUUUUUUGGAUAAUCUUCUCAUUGCCUCUGUGUCUUCUGCCUGAGACAGCAGGGGUCUAGACCGUUACAUAAGAGCUACUGUCAUCUCUGUUUUUUUUAAAUGUUGUACAGCUUUUGAGUCAUGUUUACUCUGUGAAAAUGGCACACGUUUCUUUAGAAAUGGGAGCUUAUCAUUUGCUGUAAUAAAUUUUGUUUUUACCUGGAAAACAAGUGUGCUUCUGUAGUAUUGUGUUUGUGAAUAUGAAAUUCUGAAAAACUAUAUUGGGAUUUAUACAUGACAAGACAGCAAAGGUUCCUUAUUUCUGAUAGGAUGGAUUGGAAAUUGAUCUGUUUUUGUAUAGAAGCAAAUUCAGGCUCAAUUUUCUUGCGGGGAUGCUUAUAAAAGCUGUUUGAUGAAUGUUGUCCCACGUCUUUGUCUUUAGUUUUCAACUCCAAACUUCCACUCACCCCUGAUCAUUAUCGGCAUUUAUGUGCUGCCACCACCACAACAAAUGACAGGUGUUGCAUCGAUGAGCCAAUUUUUUUUAUUGACAGUAUGAAUUGUGAUAAAAUGACUUAACUACCUGCCUUUUGAAAAUAUUUUCAUAUUUAAUGUACUGUAGAUGCUGUAUCAUCUUUGUAAAUUAUACACACUUUUUUGCAAUCAAUAAAAUAAGUUCAACAGAAA
This is a messenger RNA of Micropterus dolomieu (smallmouth bass), 5029 nucleotides long. RefSeq names its product TRIO and F-actin binding protein b (gene triobpb). Gene Ontology annotation, biological process: actin filament organization; positive regulation of substrate adhesion-dependent cell spreading. The record is from RefSeq and is a predicted model, not a curated record. Gene Ontology annotation, cellular component: actin cytoskeleton. Gene Ontology annotation, molecular function: actin filament binding. NCBI's taxonomy places the organism in Eukaryota, Metazoa, Chordata, Actinopteri, Centrarchiformes, Centrarchidae. The transcript is spliced from 15 exons. The coding region runs from base 459 to 3986 and encodes 1175 amino acids.